This is a messenger RNA of Cetraspora pellucida, 2466 nucleotides long. NCBI's taxonomy places the organism in Eukaryota, Fungi, Glomeromycota, Glomeromycetes, Diversisporales, Gigasporaceae. The record is from the annotation of a GenBank genome assembly.
AUGCAUUUUGAAUAUGCUAUAUUUGUUCGUAAAUUUGCCUUUAAGUCCGUAGGUCAACAAUUUCAACGGAUCUUAUCACAAAAAAAAGAUUCUUUAAACAGAAAUAAAAAAGUAAAACCAUUUAUACAAUUGAAUUUUGGAAAAAUUAUUGCGGCAGCUACGAUUGGCGGAAGUACACUUGCUGUAUCAAUAAAAUUAUAUAUAAAUUUUGUCCAAUACGAUGUAAUUUCACCUGAUAAAUUUAUUCCUUUAACAAUAAAUAAAAUAACUCCAGUCAAUUAUAACACGAGUAUUUUUCGUUUGAAAUUUCCGAAACCUCUAAAAGAAACAUUGCCAAUCACGUCUUGUUUUCAUAUCAAAGAUGAUUCAAUACAAAUUGUUCGCGAGUAUACACCCAUAUCUCCAACCGAUGAAAGAAAUUACAUUGAAUUAUUAAUCAAGAGAUAUAACGAAGGACAUUUAUCGCGAUAUAUUCAUUCCUUAAAAGAAGGUAAUAUUGUAGAGGUGAGAGGUCCGAUAUUGACCUUUCCUUAUACACCAAAUAUGAAAACACAUAUUGGAAUGAUAUGUGGUGGAACCGGAAUAACUCCAAUGUAUCAAUUAAUCAAGCAUAUUCUGUCUAAUCCUAAUGAUAAAACAAAAAUAUAUAUGAUCUAUGCAAAUGUCACCAAACAAGAUAUUCUCCUCCUUCAAGAAUUAGACCAAUUAUCUCAAGAACACGCUGAUCAAUUAAAAAUUUUUUACACUCUGGAUCAACCUCCUGACGAUGAAUUAUGGACACAAGGAGUUGGAUAUGUAUCCCAAAAUGCAAUUAAAAACCAUAUUCCUGGACCUCAAGAAGACGUGCUUGUACUCGUCUGUGGACCUGAUGGGAUGAUUCGAUACGUAAGUGGUGACAAGGCGAGAGAUUUAUCGCAAGGUUCUGUUGGUGGUAUAUUGAAAAGCCUUGGAUAUAAACAGCACCAAUUUGUGUAUCCACAAACAGCGGUAUCAUCAAUUCUAACCCUCCAUCCUACUAAUAUAUCUUCCGCUGUAACCUUCACCUCAAGUGCCAUCUCAACCAUCCAAACACCUAUAAAUGUAGUAUCCACAGAUAAUAAUAAAGUGAUUGCUGUUUAUUAUACUUAUUGGAAGCGUUCCUCAUUAGCCGAAAAUAACUUGCCAUGGACUAAAAUCACUCAUGUGAAUUUUGCAUUCGCGGUCGUCGAUGAUCAAUUCAAUCUGGUUCUGGAUGCACAAUCACAGACAGUGUUAACCACAUUAGUAACUUAUGCUCAUGCAGCUAAAGUAAAGGUCUUACUUUCAGUUGGUGGAUGGACAGGAAGUCAAUAUUUUAGUACAUUAUCCUCGACUGUUACAUCUCGUACUAAGUUCAUAAAUGCUACUGUAUCCAUGAUAAAACAACUUAAUUUGGAUGGGGUUGACAUUGAUUGGGAAUAUCCAGGAAGACAAGGAAUGAAAUGCAAUGCAGUGAAUCAAAAAGAUGAUGCUAACAAUUUUUUGGCAUUGCUAACAGAACUACGCUCUGCAUUAGGCAAUGACAAGUUGCUCACUUUGGCUGUACCAACUUCUCCAUUUGAUGGACCAAACGGUACAAUAAGUGACGUAAGCCCAUUUGCUAAAUUAGUGGAUUGGGUUAAUAUCAUGGCAUAUGAUAUUAGUGUCUCUGAUACAUAUACUGAGAGUUGGGCCCAAUUCACAGGUCCAAAUGCUCCUUUUGAUAUUCCUAAUACGACAAGUAACCGUAUAUCUUUUAAAAGUUCGAUUUCAAAUUGGGUAAAUGCUGGAAUGCCAAGUUCUAAGAUCGUUAUGGGUGUUGAAUUUAUGGGACGUGCACAAACUGCCCUAGAACCAAUGUCAACGAGCCAAUAUGUUAAGCGUAAUCCCAUUGUCCCUCAAGGUGAUCAAUCUGAUCAGAUGUCUGCUGAUCCAUGUCCUGAUGCUGAUUCUAGUUAUUCGGGUGUAUGGACUUGGAGAAAUUUAAGACAACAAGGUCUUUUGGAAUGCACUUUGGAAAGCGAUAGCCUUUGGACACGUAAUUUUGAUAACGUGACACAAACACCAUGGCUAUACAAUUCAGAUACAUAUAUUUACAUUUCUUAUGAUGAUCCACAAUCUUUGUACGUAAAAGCUAAGUAUACAAAGCAACAAGGAUUAAAGGGAAUUGCUGUUUGGGAAAUAGCAAAUGAUAAUGGUCAAGAAUUACUUAAUUCAAUUCAAAUAUUAAAUAAAAAUAUUCCAUCACCAACUAAUGAUUGUAGUAGUUCUGGUGGUAGUCCUAGUGGUAGUAGCACUGGUAGUGGUAGUUUUCAUAAAUUAGCAUUAAGUGGUCCUGCUAUUGCUGGAAUCACUUUAGGACUUGCUGCUUUAUUAUCAAUAAUUGCAUUUGUAUAUACUUGGUAUAAAAUCAAAAGAGCUGCUGUUGUUGGUCCAAUUAAUACAAAGUUUGUAAGUAACGAUGCUUAG